This is a messenger RNA of Terrapene triunguis (Three-toed box turtle), 1994 nucleotides long. Its product is annotated as solute carrier family 25 member 51. Bases 112 to 990 code for a protein of 292 amino acids. NCBI's taxonomy places the organism in Eukaryota, Metazoa, Chordata, Testudines, Emydidae. The transcript has 2 exons. The record is from RefSeq and is a predicted model, not a curated record.
CGGCGAUGGCCGAGGAGGAGGGUGCCGGGCCCGGCUCCUGUCAGCGGGCGCGAGCGGCCAUGGAGCCGGCGCGGGAGAGGACAACACUCGUAUGAAGAAAGAAAGAGCAGUAUGAUGGAUUCAGAAGAUCUUGUCAUAACAAGUUCAAAGCAAGAUAUUGCUCAUCACAUUGUAAAAGUUAGCUCAGGUAAACAUUACUUUUGUGGAUAUUGUGCAGCCUUCACCAAUAUAGCAAUCACCUUUCCCAUCCAGAAGGUCCUCUUUCGACAACAACUGUAUGGAGUGAGAUUAAGGGAGGCAGUAUAUCAGUUACAAAAAGAUGGAAUCCGAAACCUGUACCGUGGACUCCUCCCUCCAUUAAUGCAGAAAACUACAACUCUUGCCCUGAUGUUUGGCUUGUAUGAGGAUUUCUCCUCCCUGCUCCAGAGGCACACAAAUGCACCUGAACUUGUGACUUGCAGUGUGGCAGCAGUGCUUGCAGGAACAUCAGAAGCUCUUCUUACACCUUUUGAGCGGGUCCAGACUUUGCUUCAGGACUACAAACAUCAUGACAGAUUUACAAACACUUACCAGGCUUUCAGGGUGCUAAAAGACUAUGGAAUUAAAGAAUAUUAUCGGGGUUUGGUACCUAUUCUGAUCCGAAAUGGACCGAGUAAUGUACUCUUUUUUGGCCUACGAGGACCCAUCAAGCAGUGUCUUCCCGAAGCAACUUCUUAUAGUGCUCAUUUGGUCAAUGACUUUAUCUGUGGAGGGCUGUUGGGUGCCAUGUUGGGAUUCUUGUUUUUCCCAAUUAAUGUUGUAAAAGCUCGCAUGCAGUCUCAAAUUGGUGGGGAAUUUCAGUCUUUUCCAAAAGUUUUCAUGAAGAUUUGGCUGGAACGUGAUAGAAAACUGACACACCUUUUCAGAGGAGCCCAUCUGAAUUACCAUCGCUCUAUUAUAUCCUGGGGCAUAAUCAAUGCAACAUAUGAAUUCUUGCUUAAGUUAUUAUGAAAAAUGUUACCUUCUAUGAAGUCUCUCUGCUCAGUUGGGUAUUGGCACAUUGAGGUCACUUAUUUCCUAGGAUCAAAUUUGUCAUAAUCAGACCUGUUCAUGAAUAACACUGAAAUUUGGAGAGUUUAAUUGCAAAAUGGUGGUUACAUUUCAGUAGGGAGAGAAGUAAUUUUUACCAGUGCCUGCUGAGUCUGAAAGUUAAUUACACUCAAUCUUAUUAAUUGUCUUCAGUCUUUAUGGGGUGAAAGUUGGCAUUGUGUUUAGAUCUUAAUUUAAGAACAAUUGGUUUGUUCAAAAGUGUUCUCUUUAGUAAAGUAUUUUGAUGCUGGAAGGUGAAUUCAGCCAUACCUGAAUAAACUAAUUGAAACUAUUUAAAUGUUGGCUUUGGCCUAGAAACUUACUCCAGGUCACCCUCAACCUUUCUUAACACUCCUGGUGAUCAAAACUAUGCUUGAUUGUGCACUUUGUGGAAUAUGAAAGUGAGGGAGGCUGACAAAAGCUCUUUAGUUUUCCUACUUGGUAAACUUGGGAGGUCUGAUGUACCUGAUGCAGUUGUUGUAAGAGUACUCUGAACUCCCAUAAUGUUUCAGGUUUCCCAGGUAUCUUUACUGUUUGAAACCAGACUGCCAACUUUGAAUGAGGAUGGUGUUACUUCUCAACUAAGCCUACAUGAAUGGGUUUUGCUGGUCUCCUAAUAUGAAUGCCAUCUUGUCAAGCAACAUAAGGUAGCUACUAAGGCUAUGUCUACAAUGCACUUUUUUAACCGGUUUUUACUGACAAAAAGCACUGGUGUGGAUAGUGCUUUGUCGGCGGGAGACAAAGCUACUGCCCCUCGUUGGAGGUGGUUUUAUUUUGCCAGCAGGAGAGCGGCUACCCCGGGGACCUUACAGCGGCACAGCUAUGGUACUUUAAGGUACGCAGUGUAGACAUAGCCUACAUUUUCAACUUCAGCAUAAGCUGAUCCAGUGCAAAGUAGGGGUAUGUGUACGUAUGUGAAAAGGGAG